AUGUAAGAUUAAAUAAGGUAAAAUGUAAAAGAAUAGUAUAAAAAUUCUGUAUAUAAUUAAUUGGAUUAAUGUUUUUCAUCCUAAUCAUCUUUCAGUAAUUUGCUUAGUAAUUAUUGUUAUAAGUUUAAUAGGUUAAGGGUAUAAACGGCUCCUGCAAGACCUUUAAGUGAUAUAGAGGAGUUCAAAAGAAGCUAUAUAUUUAUGAUUUUGGAAUAAAAUAUUAUUUUAAAUUAAAGGCUUUUAUAAACUGAUUAUUAAAAAUUUGACCUUGACUCAAUUAUCGGAUAAAAAAUUUUCAAAAAAUAUCUCAAGAAUAUUUAAAAAUUAAUAAAGGUUCUUAAAUGUUAAAAAGGUUCGAGAAAAUACAGAAGUGAUUUUUCAAAAGCUUAUAGAAUAUUAUUUAAGGAAGGUGAAUUAAAUUAUUUAACUGAAAUAUUUGAUAGUGCAUAAGAAGGUUUCCCUUAUUUAUAUGUAAAUGGCGAAAAAUUUGUAUUUACAGAAUAAGUAAUAGAAUUAGGCCGCUAGUUAAUGCAAAGUUUUUUAAAAAUGUAAAAUACAAUAAAAUUUACUUAUUUAAAAAUAUGUUAAAAUGUCCAAGAAUAAACAUGUGAGGAAUUAAAAAUAUAUUUAAAAUAAAGUCUUGAAAUAUUUGAUAAUAAUUGGGCUUAAUUUGAGAAACAAUAUAUAAAUGAAUUAAUAAUUAUUGAAGCUAAAUCAAGAAAAUAUAUAUAAGAUGCUAUAGAUAUAUAAUAGAAAUUAUAAGAAAUCGAAUAAAAGGAGAAAUUUAAAGGUAAAUACUUCAUUUAAAACGAAGAAUAUAUAAAACUUUAAAAAUAAUUAUGUAAAUAAAUUUCGUUAAUAAAUUCUAUAGCUAAUAUGGAAGGAAAAGGAAGGGAUGAUUUAGAUUUCGAAAUUUUAUAAGAAGCAGAAAAUGUUUUAAAAAAAAUCACAAAUGAAUAAUCGCUUGCGGUUAGAAGUUUGGCUGAAAAAAUUAAAUAAUGCUUUUAAAAUUUAAGGGAAAUAUUUAUAAAGUAUUAAGAAAGUAUAGAUACUCUUGAUCCUUAAUUAAAAAAUAAUACUGAUCUAGUAGAAGCUUUAUAUCAAUAUGAAGUUUCUUGGGAAAAAGGUAAAAACUAUUUUCUUGAUGCAUAAAAAACUAGUUUUUUAAUAUAAUUUACUCAUAUAAUAGAAGCUACAAGUUGUAAAUAUAAAGAAUUUAAAGAAUAACUUGAAUUUAGAGAUGCUGAUAUGUUUCUUAAUAUUCCAUGUUUAUUGGUUUUAAAAUUAUUAGAAAAAGAAGAUAAAAAUAUUUGCAAUUAUUUUUUACCUUAAAUAUUUUAUAAAGACCAUAAACUUAAUUCAAUUUAUAAAUAAUUAGAUUAAGAAUAUUAAGAAUGGAAGAAAUAAUUUAAAAAAAACUACUUUUAUUAUAAUUUUUUAGAAAAAAAAUUACUUAAUAUUAAAAUUAAUGAAUAUGAUAAAAUAGUUGUUGGAAAUCUUUCUUAGGCUGAUAAAAUUGUACAUAAAAUUAAAUAAUUAGCUAUUGAAAUUUAAAGAAAUAUUCCUGUUGAAUGGAAUAAUUUUUUAGAUGUUUCUUUAAAUUGA
This is a messenger RNA of Ichthyophthirius multifiliis, 1605 nucleotides long. RefSeq lists its product as hypothetical. The record is from RefSeq and is a predicted model, not a curated record. Lineage: Eukaryota; Ciliophora; Oligohymenophorea; Hymenostomatida. The transcript has 4 exons.